Molecule: messenger RNA, 2947 nt
Organism: Papaver somniferum (opium poppy)
Lineage: Eukaryota; Viridiplantae; Streptophyta; Magnoliopsida; Ranunculales; Papaveraceae
Exons: 3
Coding region: 731-2779 (682 amino acids)
Biological process (GO): regulation of photomorphogenesis
Source: RefSeq, a predicted model, not a curated record
UUCAACUUUUAUCAGUUCUUUCAUGUGUUUUAAUAUGAUUUUUUAGUACUUGCUGUAAUAAUUUAUUUAUCAGCGAUCUCGUUGAUAUUUUUCCUAUUAUUUUGAUUGCAAAUAUAUUACUUAGUACGUUUGUUGUGUUCUGUGAUUGGUUUGUGAAUUGAAAAGGGUCUUGUUCAUUAGCUAUAGGCGAAAAAAGAUUUCUCGUAGUCGGUACAAAAUCACAUAGAUACUUAAAACAGUAAGAAAAAAAUUGAAUUAGUAGUUUUCCAAUUUGAAUUAAACAAUUUGUAAAAUGAAUUUCAGGAGGUUCAACUUAUCCACAUUGUACAACAUAUCAUUGUUUUUACACUGACCGAAUUCGACCUAAGUGUGAUAUUGUGAAGUCUCCGGGAAUGUUGGGCGGUCAAUACAAAAUUGCUACAGUCUCUUUAGUUUCAACCAGGGCUGAAUUUUGUUGCUGUUAUUUCUGAUGGUGUUUACAUAUUUAUAGAGUUGCAUCUCUGCUUUAGUUGUUCUUUCCAGUUUAUUUGAGCUUAGUAUUUUCUUUGUUCUGUUUUCAAGCUUUGACGUGUUGGUUUUUAUAUAACAUGUAGAAAACCUGGAUGAAGAGAUUAUGGAUUUAAAACCGCUGUACGAGGGUGUUUAUCUUUUACUGGAGUAACUGUUUAUAGAAGAGCAUUUGAGAGUGUCAAUUGUAGUGUACAUUAACUACUUCUGGAUUUCAAUCCUCAUGGCUGAACACACUCACUGCCUUACUGAUGCAAAAAUUGGAAAACCUAGCCAAUUUUACCAGCCUUCGUGGAUGUCUCAUUGGGUUCAACAAAGAAAUAACUUGAAACCACAGGUUCAUAAUUGCGUUGUUGGCAAUGAUGAGAGCAGGUUAACUGAUUGGGAUUCCAAUCAGGCUUCUACAUUGUCCGUAGACAAGGGUGCAUGUGAUAUUCCUGAAUACAAGAAUACUUGGAGGUACGAAGGAGACAUUGAUGUAGCUUCUGAUGUUCCUCAAUCACUUAAUGAAUAUGGAGCUGCAAGUAAAACUAGAAGACUUGCACAUGUGAAAAUGUUUGUGAACACGGGAAACUUAAACAGCGCAAGAUCAGAAUUAAGGCCCUUUCCAGUAUCCAACUUCAACCAGAAAAUGACGAAUGUAUUGGCUCUAAAGAAAGAGCAAUCUGUUAGAGAAAGUUAUACAUCUGGGUUUCAAACCAAUGACUACUCUGAUCAUGGUUGUGACCAUCUUUUUCUCUCAACAAUGCUUGAAGUUCCUAAUUUGCCAGACUUACCACCAAAAGUGUAUCGGUCUCCUCAAGAAUCACUACAAGUCUGCAAGCACUCGGUAAUAACUCAGCCUAUUUCGAGACCUUCCCAAGAAGAUCUUCCGGGUCCGAAUUUCAGUUUAAUGCAGCAUGGGUUCAAACUAGGUGAAACGUCAGGCCAGUCCUUCCCGCGCAGAAAGCAAGAACCUAAUACGUCAAGCUCCUACAUACAAUCCAGAGAACACAAAGGAAAUGCUAAACUUUCUCAUCCCGAACAGGUUUGCAAUUACCAUGGUGGUUCUAUGGCUUUGUUGUUUGAUAAUUCGAACGAUAAGCAGUAUGUGCCUCAAAGUUCUGGUAAUGUAUACUCUAGACAGAAUAAUGCUUCUCAUCCACCGCAUGAUCAUUCAACUAGGGAUUUCCCCUCCCCCAGUUUUGGUGGAAAGCAAGUUGGACAGAAUACUGGUUUUUCUAAUAUUGGAUUCUUGCCAGAGUCUUUUAAGUCAUUCCACCAUUUGUUGGUUGCAAAGACUGAUGUCCACUUGUAUAAGAAAGAUUUGAUGGUAACGGAGUCAUCGGCAGUGUCCACUGAAUACCAAGGAAACACAUUAACUGAGCUAAAAAAUAAAGAUGUUGGAGAUAGGAAAUCUGGUUCUUUGAGCAUAAAGAAUGAAUCAUCAGCUGAGACAGAAACCAUGGAUAUUGAAACUCAUCAAAAGCGCAACUACUUUAUGGGCAUGGCUUCACCACCAGCAAACAAGGAAUUCACUGUGGGUUCAAAUCCGGCGCAGUUUUUUCUAUCAAAAGACAAAGCUGGAAGAAGAAUGAUAGAAAUGAAGUUACUUGAUUUAAACCAGAAGCCUGCAUCCUUUUUAACAUCAGCAAGGUCAAUGGAGAACAUGGAUUCGAGCACAUCCAGAACUGAGAGUUUUGAUGCGGACCUUAUCCCCUUCCAUGUUCCAAAACAUGACAACUGGCACACCAAUCUGAAAGAAGAUAGCAUUUAUGUAGGUCUGGAUCCAAGCAGCCAACAAGCAAAGCGUCUCAAACUAACUCCUUCAGAUUUAAUUGGUCAUGGUACCACCAAUUUUAGAAACGUAGAUGCUCCAUCUAUUGCAAAAGUUGGUAAGCAAUUGAAACAGAGUUCGAACUCCAGUGAAACUAUCAAGGAACAAUCCAUGUCCGGUAAAAGUUUUACUAAAGAAGAUAUGGAGAUGGGUAAAACCGUGUUGUCAGGAAAUGGGGUACCCACUUCUAAGAACCUAGCGAAGGGACGGUGGGAUGUAAUGCAGUCAAAUCCAUGGAUUAGGAGAUGGCGUCAUAAUGUAACUGCAGCAUCUUUGGCCAAGUCAACAGAACCAGUGAAUGGUAAGCCACAAUGUUCAAAGAAAUCUCUAGAUGAGUUUCAGACGAAGCAGCUACCAAGCAUUGCGGCUAUGGCAUUGUUGGGCAAAGCAAUGACUGGUGUCCAGGAAUGUGAGUUCACAGAUAGGGGAUCUUUUGUAGUCUGGAGUACAGGGUAGUAGGGGGGAAAACAUGCUAACUAGGGUCUGCAUAAAUCAAAGGUAUCUGCCAAGAAACACUAGCUGUAUCUGUGCUAAAUUCCUAUAAUAGUAAGAGGUUUGUUUCUAAAAAACCAAUUUAAAUACUUCAAGAAUGACGCAGAUUACUUCAAUAGCGUAAAAUUUAUG